Numida meleagris (helmeted guineafowl) is the source of this 1851-nucleotide messenger RNA. RefSeq names its product EF-hand calcium binding domain 14 (gene EFCAB14). The record is from RefSeq and is a predicted model, not a curated record. Bases 74 to 1522 code for a protein of 482 amino acids. Lineage: Eukaryota; Metazoa; Chordata; Aves; Galliformes; Numididae. Gene Ontology annotation, molecular function: calcium ion binding. The transcript has 11 exons.
AGGAGGAGGAGGAGGAGGCGGCAGCGAGGGGCAGCCGCCGGCCGCCCCGCCGCCCCCCACGCCGCAUAAGAGGAUGAAGAAGCGCAAGGAGCUGAACGCCCUCAUCGGCCUGGCCACCGACGGCCGCAGGAAGAAGCCCACCAAGAAAGGCUCGGGGCACCGGUUGCUGCGCACCGAGCCGCCCGCCUCCGACUCCGAGUCCAGCUCCGAGGAGGACGAGUUCGCGGCGGCGGAGGGACGGGGCCGCUGCGCCAAGGGGGACUACCUACGCUGCUGCAAGUUCUGCUACCCACUCUGUGCUUUUGUCAUUCUGGCCGCCUGCGUGGUGGCGUGUGUGGGCCUGGUCUGGAUGCAGGUGGCUCUCAAGGAGGACCUGGAUGCGAUCAAGGAAAAGUUCAGAACCAUGGAGUCUAAUCAAAAGACAUCCUUCCAAGAAAUUCCUAAACUGAAUGAAGAUUUGGUGCAGCAGCAAAAGCAACUAGAGCAAAUUGAGACUGGAGAACUGGGGCUGAGUAAAAUCUGGAUAAAUAUCACAGAGAUCAAUAAACAGAUAUCGCUAUUGACCUCAACAGUAAAUCAUCUCAAAACCAACGUGAAGUCUGCUUCUGAUUUGAUUUCUCUUCCUGUCACAGUAGAGAAACUCCAGAAGACGGUAGCGACCAUAGGUAGCACUCUUACCAGUGUUUCUCAUGAUGUCGAAAACAUACAGACAGCUAUUGAAGAGUACAAGAAAUCCAUAGAGAUACUCCAGAAUGAUGUGAAGGAAUUGAAACACUCCACUGCACUGCCAAGGACUGAGAAAAAUCAGACAGAAAAUUGCAAACAGGAAAGUCAGACACUGCAUGCAGCUUUGGAGGAGCUAAACAAUACUAUAGUGACAAACCAGAAGUUGUGUGACAUCAAGCUUCUAAACAUGGAUUCCACCAUUGGUAACCUCAGCCAGCGGGUUAUGCUGUUGGAAAACACUCCUGUUGCUGUGAAUAAGCUGGACAAAAGAAACAACUUGUCUACCAGUCUGGUGGGGAAUGAUACAACUACCUCUCUAAAAGUGGAAAAUGAAGAUCAACUAAAUAAUGAAACACAUUCAAAUAAAGAACUGAAGGAAACAGGAACCAGAGAUUCUCAGGAAUUAAAUCUAAGGGAGAAGCUUCAGCUACUCAAUGCUCGUGCAAGUAAGCCAGAUGAUGACCGACCCAUUGAGGCAUCAAAGAAUGUUGACAGUAGUCCGAGUACUAUGACAAAGCCCACAGACCUUUCAAGGCUGGCUUCAAGGUCAGCUGAUGACAGCACGGAGAAGAACAGACAGCUGAGACAUCUGUCCUUACCAGGAAUUUCCAGCAUAGAAGAUCUUCAGGAUUUGUAUGAAAAAGCACCUGAAGGUGCUGAUGGAAAACUGUCAUUUGAAGAUCUUCAAAAGCUGCUGGGCCCUGCAGCCCAAGAGUCGCAGAUCUUUAAGAAAUUUGACACAGACGGUGAUGAGAAAUACUCAUUAGAAGAACUGAGAUUGGCUUUGGGUGUAUAGGAUAGAGGUUUAGAAAUGUGAUGUUGAUAAAUGCUACUGUAGCUAAAGGAAACUACGGGACAUGAAAAAACUGCACUUUCCCAGUGUUUUACUGACCUUUGGAGUGAAAUUACUGUACACACUGACAUCUCUUUUUUGGUUGCAUUUAUUGAAAAGAAAUUUACAGAAUUAGAUGUCAAUAUGACAUAGUAUUGGGACUGUGGUAAAAUCCAGAAAAUUCCCAAACUUGUUUAGAGCACUUGCUGGUCAUUCUUUCCGAGGGAGUUCUUGUUUUUAAUUUAAAAUGUGUACAUACAAAAAUAAAACUAUGGUUUUAUAUUUCACUGAAA